AGAUCUCUCCUCCCUCAAACUAGAGAAUGUCCGUUGCUUGAAGCCCUUUAAAGUCAUUUCUCACAAAUACACUCCAUUCUUCUGGACUUCUCUUUUCUUCCUGCACUAAUCAAAGAAAGACACCAAAGUGUUCACUUUCUCUGCCAAACUCCAUUGAACUUUGAAGAGCUUGCAAAGAUGUUUUGCUUAACCAUAAACAGUCUCACUCCAAAGCUCAAACUCCUCAACCCAUGCACACCACCACCUUUUCACCACCUUCACGUCCAUGUUACCAACUCUCACAAAAACCCAGAAAAAAUCAGUAUAAAAAGUCCACAAACCUCAGCCAUGCAUGUCAUUCACAAUUAGGAGGAUGUGCAGUGGUAGCAGUAGCAUGGUGAUGGAGAAGGAGGAGCAAGAGGAGAACAAGGUGUGGCCUUUGUGUGGGUUGAGUUAUUGGGUGCAAGGAUUCAGGUGCUUCCCAUGGUUGGCUCUCAACUUUCAUAUGGUUCAUGCUCUUAGGAUUAGCCCAUCCACUCUGCAACUUGUUCAGAGUUGUGCUAACCUUCCUCUUGUUGCUAAACCCCUCUUUGGGGUCAUCUCUGAUGCUGUCUACAUUGGAGGUGCUCACAGGAUUCCCUACAUCUCCUUUGGAGUUUUUCUGCAGAUUAUAGCUUGGGGAGCAUUAGCAUUGAUCCCUUCCACAAUGGAUACAUUUCCUGCUCAAAUGGCAUUCAUCUUACUCACCAACCUUGGAGCAUCUUUCACUGAAGUUGUUAGUGAUGCUCUCGUUGCCGAAUUUAGCAGAGCACAAACAGAAGGUAAGCUGCAAUCCUAUGCAUUCAUAGCCUUGACAGCUGGUGCAAUUUCCGGCAACUUAUCUGGUGGUUUCAUCAUGUUAAGGACUCAAGAGCCGAAGCUUAUGUUUUUCGCAUUUGCUCUGCUACUUUCCAUUCAAUUUGCUCUUUCACUGAUUACAAAGGAAACCUCUCUUUACCCUGCACAAUGCACAAGUCAUUACCUUGUUCAAAAUUCUUUACCGCAGAAUCUGCGCAAACAAUUCUCCGAGCUGAUGGCAGCGAUCAGCGAAGAGAGGAUUUUAUAUCCGCUUCUCUGGAUUGUAUCUUCUAUAUCUGUUGUUCCCAUUCUUUCAGGUGCCAUGUUUUGCUUUCAAACACAGUGUCUAAACCUUGAUCCUUCGAUCAUUGGUCUGUCUAAAGUUGUCGGCCAGUCGAUGGUCUUAUUGACCACCAUUUUUUACAACCGAUACUUGAAAAGGAUACCGAUGAGGAAACUGAUUUUCGGGGUGCAGAUAGUGUAUGCUCUUGCACUUCUAUCAGACCUGUUUUUAGUGAAGCAAAUCAAUCUCACACUUGGAAUAUCAAAUGAAGCUUAUGUCUUGUGUUUGUCAGCUUUGGCUGAAGCUGUGGCACAGUUCAAGAUCCUGCCUUUUACUGUUCUAAUUUCGAGUUUAUGCCCACCGGGCUCUGAAGGUUCUUUGUUUGCCUUUUUCACUUCAGCUUUGUGUUUAUCAUCUAUACUUAGUGGCAUUUUUGGUGUCGGAGUAGCUUCUAUCAUCGGUGUGUCGAGUGGGGACUAUUCUAGCUUGCCUUUUGGCAUUGUGCUUCAGUCUUUGGCUUCAUUGGUUCCCUUAGGAUGGAUAUCUCAUGUUCCUGCAGAUAGUAAUUCAGAAGGCAUGAAGAAGAAGAGAAAAAAGUGAUGAAUACCUCAGUGAAAUAAUUCCGACUUAUUCCUAUAGAUUUUGACUUUUGACAGCAUGCACACACGGUGAUCGAUUAUCAGGUUUCUCUUGAAUCUCCUUGUAAAUCCUGUAAAAAUUUUGAUUCUGUUUCUGAUUCUGAAACAAAAGCUAAAGGUGAUAUGUUGUAUAAAUCCUUAUGUCACAAUAGUUAUUUCUGCAAAAAAAAAGAAUGCUCUUGUUUCUU
Molecule: messenger RNA, 1925 nt
Organism: Dioscorea cayenensis subsp. rotundata (Guinea yam)
Lineage: Eukaryota; Viridiplantae; Streptophyta; Magnoliopsida; Dioscoreales; Dioscoreaceae
Product: probable folate-biopterin transporter 9, chloroplastic
Cellular component (GO): membrane
Source: RefSeq, a predicted model, not a curated record